GGCCCGUGCGCAGCCCGAGCCAACAUGGCGGCGGCGGCGGGCGCUGAGGGCGCCGCGCUCGGUGCCGCUCUCCUUUAGGGGCCGCCGCCCCCGCCCCGCCGCACAGCCCUCCCCGAGCCCCGCCGCGUCCGACAUGAGGGAGAAGGGCCGCAAGAAGAAGGGCAGGACCUGGGCAGAGGCCGCCCGGACGGUCCUGGAGAAAUAUCCCAACACACCCAUGAGCCAUAAGGAGAUCCUUCAAGUUAUCCAGAAAGAAGGACUUAAGGAAAUCAGAAGCGGGACGUCCCCCCUGGCCUGCCUGAAUGCCAUGCUGCACACCAACUCCCGUGGCGAGGAGGGCAUCUUCUACAAGGUCCCGGGCAGGAUGGGCGUCUACACCCUCAAGAAGGACAUCCCCGAGGGGCUGAAGGAGCUGUCGGAGGGCUCGGAGGAGAGCAGCGAUGCCCACUCUGACUCGCAGAGCUCGGAGCGCAGCAGCUCCAGCAGCGACGCCUGCGCCGCCAAGGACAGGAGGAAGAGCAGGUGGAAAAGGAAAGUGUCGUCCCGCCUGGCCCCCACGGGCUCCCCACAGUCCGGCUGUCCCUCCCCGUCCAUCCCGGGCAAGGGCCUCUCCUCCUCCCAGAAGCACAGCAAGAAGGCUCUCAAGCAGGCCCUGAAGCAGCAGCAGCAGAAGCAGCAGCAGCAGCAGCAGCAGCAGCAGUGCAGGGCCGCCGUGGGGCCGGGUGUGGGGCCGGGUGUGGGGCUGCCCCCCAGCCAGCACGUCCUGCUCAAGGCCAAGGCCACGACCGGGCGCUCAGGCUGGGAAGGGAAGCAGGCAGAUGGACAUUCCAGCAGCCCCCCAAACUCCACCUCCAGCUCCUCACCCUCGGUGAAGCUCGAGAACUCCCUGCCAGGGCUGGCCAAGAAGCCCUUCCCAAGAUCUGACAGGCUCCACGCACGGCAGCUGAAGCGAGCCCGCUGCGCCGAGAUCGACGUGGAGACGCCCGACUCCAUCCUGGUGAACACCAACCUGCGGGCCCUGAUCAACAAGCACACCUUCUCCCUGCUGCCCCCCGAGUGCCAGCAGCGCCUGCUGCUGCUGCUGCCCGACGUGGACAGGCAGGUGGGCGCUGACGGGCUGAUGAAGCUCAGCAGUUCGGCGCUCAACAACGAAUUCUUCACCUCGGCUGCCCAGGGCUGGAAGGAGAGGCUGUCAGAAGGAGAGUUCACCCCCGAAAUGCAGCUGCGGAUCCGGCAGGAGAUCGAGAAGGAGAAGAAGGUGGAGCUGUGGAAGGAGCAUUUCUUCGAGAGCUACUACGGGCAGAGUUCUGGGCUGAGCCCCGAGGAGUCGCAGCGACUGACAGCGCAGCCCGAGGCAGAGCCCGGCCGGCCCCGCAGCCCCCCGGCCCCACAGCGGGAGCGGGGCACGUCCCCCUCGGAGCCGGGGGGCAGAUCGGGGGAGGAGGGCAGAGAGGAGCCGCAGCCCAAGGCAGCCAAGCCGGCCCAGGCGUCCCCGGAGCGGCGAGCGGCGAGAGCCGGGGACAGAGCCCACGGAGAGUCCCUGCCCCACAAACCCCCCGGUGCCGCCUGCCCCAGGGCAGAGGAGCAGAGGAAACCUGGGCUGGCAAAGGAGGUGCCAGGAAAGGAAUCUCUGGGUGCCCCCAGCAAACCAAAGAGCCCCGAGGCGUCCGGGGCAGAGGUGAAGGUGCAGAGCCCCGCGGCAGCCCCGGCCACGCCAGAGAAGGAGAAGGAGAAGGAGCAGGAAAAGGAGAAGGAGAAGGAGAAGAAGCCCCCCGGGAGCGAGGCCAUGGAGGUCGGGCUGGAGGCCCACAAGAGGAAGUCGGAGAGCAGGGAGGAAGCCCCGGGCAGCCCCGAGAAGAAGCCCCGUGUGGCCGAGCCCUGCCAGCAGCAGCAGCAGCAGCAGCAGCAGCAGCAGCAGCAGCAGCAGCAGCAGCAGCAGCAGCAGCAGCAGCAGCAGCAGCAGCCUCAGGCCUUUCGGAACCAGCCCUUUCCCGGCACGGGGGCGGCGGUGCCGCGGGUGCCCCCGCUCAAGAUUCCCGUGUCCAGAAUCUCGCCGAUGCCAUUUCCUGCGGGCCAGGUCUCUCCCAGGGCACGCUUCCCCCUGUCCCUCAGCAGUCCGGGCAGGACAGGGGCCAGGACCUUGGCCGACAUCAAGGCCAGAGCCCAGCAGGCCAAGGCUCAGAGGGCAGCGGCCGCCGCCGCCGCCGCCUCGGCCGGGGGAGCCGUGCCGGGGCCCGGCCCGGGCGGGGGGAGACCCCCGGGCAGGGGGGGAGAUGGGAGAGACCCCGGCGGAGCCCCCCAAGCUGCAGCUGGAGCAAAGGCACUGGACCUGGCAGGAGCUGGAAGCGGGGGAGGUUCGAGAAGGUUUCCUCCCCACUCGCAGGUGGAGAGCCAGGCGGAGCCGGGAGCUGCUCGCCAUCCUCCUGGAGCACAGCUACAGCCGGCGGCCCCCGCGGCUGCCCCGGCGCUAGGGAACGGCGCAGGGACCACCCCCGGCUCCCCCAGCGGGGACCGGGCAGGGAUGGCCCCUCCUGCCCCGGCCCGGGGGGCUCCGGGCCCCGGGAACGCGCCCGGCUGCGGCGGCGGAGCCCCGGGAGCCUCGGCGGGGAGCGGCUGUGACCUUCCCAAAGGCAAAUCCCCUUCCCCUCUGCUGUCCCCACGGCCACCCACGGGCCCCGGGGGCCAGGCUGGAGCUGUGGGUGCUCCUGUCCCCCCCUCCGGCAGCUCCUCCGGAGCACCCAGCCUUAAAUCUGCUCCCGGUGGGGCCCUGCCCCGAGCGAGCUCCAGCAUUCCUGCCAACAACCCUUUGGUCACCCAGCUGCUCCAGGGCAAGAGCGUCCCUCUGGAGCAGAUCCUGCCCAAGCCGCUGACCAAAGCAGAAUUGAAAACUGUCCCCGUGGCUCCUCAGGAGGAGAAGGGGGCGGCAGCUCCCGGCGCCGAGGCGGGGGACAGGUCGUGUUUGCCCCCGCAGCAGCUCGGGAAGAUCUUCUGCCAGAACAGGCCUCUGCCUCACAUUCCAAGGACCUUCCCAGGAAAGGACGGCGGUCCUGAGCCGCACCAGGGCCACGAGGCGCUGAGCAAAUCCACCCAGGAGCAGAUCCUGCAGACUCUCAUCAAGAGGGUGCAGAGGCAGAAUCUGCCGCCCGUCCUUCCGCCCUCGCAGCUGAACCUCCCGCACUCAGGUUUGCCGGUGGAAAACGGCUCCACCAGCCAGAGAUUCAUGCUGGGCUUCACGGGCAGGAGGACGUCCAAGCCUGCCAUGUCCGGGCACUACCUCCUCAACGUCUCCACCUACGGCCGCGGCUCGGAGAGUUUGAGGAGAAGCUUUUUGCUGAACCCCGAGCCCCGCCUGGGGCUGAGCGGCCCCGCUGAGGGCACGGGUGGCCCGGGCAGCAGCAGCAGCGAGGAGGACGCGGAUGAUGAGAGCUCCGGGGAUGAACGGGAGCAGGUUGGCACCAAAGAGGAGCCGGGGCACGGGGAGAAGGAGCAGAGCUCACGGGGCACCGGCCCUGCAGGCCCCAGCUCGCUGGGGCUGAAGGCCGAGGUGGCAUCAGCAGCCAAGGAGAAGGUGGCAGCGCUGGACGGCGCGGCGCUGGCCCGGGACCUGCUGCAGGCAGCACAGGAGCAGAUGGCCCAGGCCAUGAGGGGCAAGGGGCACAGCGGCAGGGAGCAUUUCGGGACCCCCACGCCCUCCCCAGACCCGGCACAGCCCCCGCUGCUGCCUGCCCCGCUCCCCCCGAAGCUCCUGGGGCCCAGCUACAGCGGCACCAUCAACGUCUCCACCUCGCCCGACGUGGGCCAGGCCUCGCUGGUGACCGAGUGCAGCCAGCUGGGCAGCUCCAUGGGCAACGUCAUGUCCUUCUCCGUGACCGUCACCACCAUCCCCGCCGGGCAGGCCGUGAGCUCCGGCGGCCACGGGCAGAGCCUCCCGGUGCCGGCGUUCGCCGAGGACGGCGGCAUGGAGGACGCCCCUUCCAAAUGCUACUGCAGGUUGAAAGCCAUGAUCAUGUGCAAGGGCUGCGGCGCCUUCUGCCACGACGACUGCAUCGGCCCCUCCAAGCUCUGCGUCUCCUGCCUGGUGGUGCGGUAACGGGGAGCAGCACGGCUCCCUUUGGGGGCUGCCUUCACAAGAAUCUUGGGAAGAAACAGGAAUUUUACUGCCUUGCACAAGAGACACGUUACCGAAUCAGGAAUAGGGAGUUCGAGUCCUUCUUUCAUUGACGAAAGAGCACCUUCUUGUACAGGGAGUCGAAAUCGCGUUAAUUGUGACAAGAGUUUGCACUUAAGGAAUUAUGUAAAUAUGCCACAUUAUUUUGGUUAAAGAUAUUUUUUCAGUCUUUUA
Molecule: messenger RNA, 4342 nt
Organism: Taeniopygia guttata (zebra finch)
Lineage: Eukaryota; Metazoa; Chordata; Aves; Passeriformes; Estrildidae
Source: RefSeq, a predicted model, not a curated record